GAAGAAAGGUCUCAUCGUCUUGUGAUCAUGGAGCCAACCUAGAAGUGUCCAUAUAGUCCAGGCCAUCCCGGCGACCCGCCAUAGGAAUAAGGCUGCCUAGAGAUAUACAUAGAUGGAGGUGCGGAUAUGUGGAUAGGUAAAUAGAUUUAGGUAGCUCUAAGUUUUUAAUCCCCUCUUCCUCCCGUCCAUGAUACCAUGCGUUCGUAAACCGAUUUGUGCAGAACCAAUUUCUCCUCCGAGUCAACCCGUUCUUCUGCCCUACCUUUGUGAUCAGGCAUCCCGUCCCCUUCCCUAGGGCGAGAAUCUUGCUGCGGUGACGACGCUACGAUAGGAAAGAAAGAUAGCCACGGUGCGAUAAAACCCGAGCACGAUGGGCUUGCUUUGGAACUUUCUCGCUAUGAUCUGGUACCAGCUCACCUUCAAGCCGAAGCCGCUCUCUGACGACAUUUGGCUGUGGGGGCAGACGGCCAUCGUGACGGGUUCCAAUGCCGGCCUGGGAUUCGAAGCGGCCAAGGAGCUGGCUCUGCACGGGUUAUCGCGCUUAAUCCUAGGCGUGCGGGAUGCAGCGAGGGGGGAAGCCGCCAGGGCAGAGAUCGCCCGGCUCGCGCCCGAGUGCAAAAUUGAGGUGUGGUCUCUCGACCAGGAGUCCUGGGAGAGCAUUGUGGCAUUCGGGGAACGCGUAGACCGGCAACUCGACCGCGUCGACAUUGCGUUGUUGAAUGCGGGGUUGAAACGACUGGAGUUCAGCCAGUCUCCAACGGGCCACGAGGCCCACGUCCAAGUCAACCACUUGGGCACAGCGUUGCUGUCGCUCUUGCUCGUCGGGCGGUUGCGACGGACUGCGCGUGAGACGCGGAAGCCUGGCCGCAUGAGCAUCACCGCAUCGAGCGUCGCCUUCUGGGCGCGUCUCAGCGACGUCCAAGAGCCGCAAGGAGGGAACGGUAUCCUUGCUUGGCUCGACAACCCGGCGUCUUUCGUCCCUGGCGAGAACCACUACUGCGUCUCUAAGCUGCUCAACGUGCUGUGGACGCGCGCCCUUGCUAUCCAUCUCUACCCCCGAGACAUUGUUCUCAACACCUUCAAUCCUGGGUACUGCCGAAGCCAAUUCCACCGCGAAGACCCAAGGGGAGAAAGUAUGGCUAAGUACCUAGCCUUUGACACCGCUCAAGGCGGCUAUCACCUCACCGAUGCCGUGAUACGCCACCCGAAUAGCCACGGAGCCUACCUGAGCGAGCAGACAAUCAGACCGGUGCCCCAGGAAAUAUCCUCGGCCAAGGGGAUGGAUUCGCAGCAGUUUCUAUGGGAUGAAACACUGGCACUGUUCGAGCGAGAGUGUCCAGAGGUCGACAUCGAAGAAUUCAGGCGGGGAUGAGCGAAAUGGUGACCACCAUGCGCAGUCGAAGCGGGGCGCCGCCGCCGACAGAUAUCAAGGGAUGGCACCAUUGAAGAUACAGCCGAUCCAGAAAUAGCAGGUCUCUUUAUAUCCAAAAGGUGCACCGGCAAUUGGUGACAUGAAACUGAUCUUGGCCACCCUUUUCAGACCUCCCUUAGCAGGCCAGAUUUCAGAUGCGUACCCUAGACAAAAACACGCGAGCGAAGUUGGCCAUGUUAGCGCUGUAGGAAUUGGAAAGCGUAAUCGCUCGUAUUAAAGCGGGAAUUUGGAGGACUCGCAAGGAUGGAGUAAUAUUCCAAAUUACAGGUGCGGAUAUCGCAUGGUCAUAUGGGCGU
Molecule: messenger RNA, 1728 nt
Organism: Durotheca rogersii
Lineage: Eukaryota; Fungi; Ascomycota; Sordariomycetes; Xylariales; Xylariaceae
Product: NAD(P)-binding protein
Exons: 2
Coding region: 371-1372 (333 amino acids)
Source: RefSeq, a predicted model, not a curated record